ACAAACAAAUUAUAUUCUUUUCCUCUUCUUCAUUCCUAAUCUCACAUCUCCAACUGCAGCCACCUCAUACAAACAACCCCCAAAAAGCAAUAUAUUUUUCUUCAAAACAUACUUGCAAGAAUGCAUAUAUAGUUUCUUGGGAUUUUCUUGAGAGCUUGUGUUUUACUUGUUGUGUUUGCAGUUAUUGAGGUUGAUGCACAAGUGUGAUAGUGAUGGCAACAGCAACAAGUGAAGAAGAAGGUGUGAAAAGCAGAUGUGAAUUCAAGUGUAUGCAUCCACUCUAUUAUGUUCUUGUCUACCAAAAUGGCUUCUCCUCUGAGAUGAUAGAUCAUCGAACGAGCUUUGAUGAAGAAUGUCGAAAAAUUCAAUAUGGAGCAGAAUUCGCAACGAGUAGUAGAUGUCGAACUCCAGAAGAAGAUGUACACAUUAAUCAUCGAAUGGAGAGUAGUCACAAGGCAGCAACGGAGACUAGCCCAAGAACUUAUGAGUCGUGCUUGUGUCAGUCGGAUGAUCCAACGAGCUCUAACCACAAAUGCCCUGCUGCACAAGUUGGGGCAAAAUUCGGGUCCAAACCUUUCUCUAGUGCAUUGGAAGUUCUGAGCUCGGACAAGGACUUGCUCGUCAUGGAAUUGUUGUCCGAGUCAUACUGCCUGCCUCAGAAUUGCAUCAACAAUCUUCAAACUGAGAAACAAGCAGUAACUCUCAAGGCUGAGCUUCAAAAGAGACAGCAUUCAGGAAGAUACGCUUGUCAUUGCUCAUCACGGGAGGCUGGUGAUGGAUCGAGAGUAACGUCUCUCUCUGUCAGGGAGAUAAAGAGGAAGCUGAAGCACACCUUUGGAAGCAACAGAAAAAAAGAUUCAGACCAUUUGCUGGGCAAUAGACUUCCCCACGGAAGAUCAAUUUUCAGAUAUGGCUGCAUUUAUAGUGGAGUUGAAACUAGGAGUCGUUUGAAUUCGAACACUGAUGCAAAGGCAAAGGAAAAGGUGGUCAAGAAAGAAGCCCCCAUGAAGGUGCAAAAGGAGCCUGCUGUGGCCGGAGAGGCUGAAACUGCUCGCAAGAAAAUAGACGUCUCAAGAGAUGUAUUGUCUGAGAAACUUGGAGUGGAUGUUGCUGCAACAAGUAGGCUGCAAAAUCCAUGGAGGGUUAUGUCUUCACUAGAAAUGGAGUCUUGCUUUAGCCCAAGAAGGGAAAGCCUAUACUUUUCUGGCUCUGCUGAAAUGAUUUUGAUCAGUCCUUCCAGGGAGAGCAUUUAUCUGAGUCCAUGUGGUGACAUGACGGGUAGUUUGAGGGCAGAGACAAUCUCCUCUCUCGUCGAAGAAGAAGGGAUCACUCAAUCUCCAUACAUCAAGUUCAAUGAUAUGCCUAAUGUUGCAGGAACGGAUGACGAUAACCAAACAGAAGCAGCACAUGAUGCAGUGAUCAGCAAUGCAGAAAGACCUUCCAAGAUCAAGUUAAUGCAUUCCUUAAUGGAUUCAAUCUCAGAGAAUGAGACAUUCUCAAAUGUAGCAGAUGAUUUUCCAGCUAGUCCCACAUUAGACAUGAGUGACAACAACAAAUAUCAAGAAGAAUAUCAAAGCCCGGUUUCGGUCCUCGACCAGUUCUUCGCAGAAGACCCCAGCAGUCCAUCGAACAUGACGUUUCAAUCAGCUCGUGGAACCCUGAAACCGAGGCGCCUUCACUUUGAGGAGCACAAAUUAGCAUUUCCCUCACAAGUUAUACUAACGGAAUACGAUCCAUGCAAACACGAUCAAGACUACACGAUCUCCAACUAUGUGCGCUUGAUACUUGAAGCUUCGUCUCUAAACUGGGAUCAGCUCUCAGCAAUGAGGCUACUUUCCCAACAUCUGCUUCAUCCAUCCUUGUUAGAUCAAGCCCAGUUUCUGCAGUUCGAACCUCAUUUCGACACUAAGCUUCUCUUCGAUCACAUCAAUGAAGUCCUGCUCGAAACACAGCGAUCCCACUUUUUAUCACCAUAUUGGCCAGCAUUUGCAAAGCCAAGAAUCUGUUAUUUUCCACUGGAAGAAGCUGUAGUUGAUGAGAUCAAGAGAGAUGCUCAGUUCUAUCUGCUUCCUCAAACAGAGACAAGGACCUUAAACCAGAUUGUUGCCCAAGAUUUAUCGGGUCAUCAAUUGUGGCCCGAUGUUCGUCCCGAAAAAGAGGAGAUCAUCCUUCACAUAUCAGAAUAUAUUCUGGAGGAAUCAGUUCUUGAUGUAAUACUAGUGAGCUUAGCUCUUGAAUUAGAAGUAAAUUUGUAGUGCUUUAUUUCAGUAUGACCUUUAUCUCACAUGUAUAUUGCAAGUAAUUUCCUUAAGUAGAAAGGAAAUAUAAUGAAAAUUAACUGAUUCAUUAA
Salvia hispanica is the source of this 2350-nucleotide messenger RNA. RefSeq lists its product as uncharacterized. The record is from RefSeq and is a predicted model, not a curated record. Lineage: Eukaryota; Viridiplantae; Streptophyta; Magnoliopsida; Lamiales; Lamiaceae.